This is a messenger RNA of Aricia agestis (brown argus), 2705 nucleotides long. Its product is annotated as nuclear pore complex protein Nup93-like. The record is from RefSeq and is a predicted model, not a curated record. Gene Ontology annotation, biological process: poly(A)+ mRNA export from nucleus; protein import into nucleus. The transcript is spliced from 15 exons. The coding region runs from base 184 to 2664 and encodes 826 amino acids. Gene Ontology annotation, molecular function: structural constituent of nuclear pore. NCBI's taxonomy places the organism in Eukaryota, Metazoa, Arthropoda, Insecta, Lepidoptera, Lycaenidae. Gene Ontology annotation, cellular component: nuclear pore.
UCACUGUCACUAAAUGCGGCGUUCGAACCGCGGUUUAAAAAUUGUAUAUUCUGAAAGUAAAUUUAACUAUGUUUUAACUAUACUUACAGUCAUAUUACGGGUCCUAACAAAGUUUUAAAAUCUGGUUAUUUAUUAGGCACUUCUAAAAGUAUUGACGAGCAUAAUACAAUACUAACCUCCACAAUGGGAGACGACGAUUUUAGCAAACUUUUACAACAAGCUGAGCAAUUAACAUCUGAAAUUGAAGGAAAUGAGGAAUUGCCAAGAGUAGAGCGAUCAUUAGGCCAAGUGUUAGAGGCCUCACAGGAACUAUACUCCAGAGUCAUACAAUCAGGCGCUAACGACAUUCAAGCGCAUCUUUUAUUUGGGUCGAAAGGCAUUGAUCUGCAACAAAUUUCACAGAAAUUAGAAACUUUAUCUUCAAAACGAACGUUUGAACCACUCCAACCCAUUGCCGAUUCUGAUAUAGAAAGUUUCCUAAAAAAUGAGAGGGAAAAUGCAAUAUUAUCACUCAUUGAUGAAGUCAACAAAAAUUCAUUACAAACAACAGAAGAUCAGAAAUGGGAACACAUGUUGUCUGAAUGGAAUAAAGAAAAGAUCAAACUUAUGAAUGCAAUGAUUGGUCCAUCACAAAACUGGCUCGAUUUGAAGAAAACCCCAGAGUUACCGAGCAUUGCAGAUACACCUAAAAAGUUUGGCCACUCUAUGUUGGACAACAUUGAGGCUGCAUAUGCAAAACAAGUACAACAAUAUAAUAAACUAAUCAUUCAAGGUGCUAAGUCAAGAGUACCAUUGUAUCAGAAGUUUGCACAAGUUGCAGAUGAAUAUAAUGACCCUAAAGUAAAAGAAAUGUGGGAAAUAAUAAAGAUGAUGACCAAUAUUCCCACUCUAGUCAGGGACGAAGAUCCAUUGAAGGCUCGAGGAAAUCCAUUAUUACAGCAAACCCUUAUUUCACAAGGCAAAAAGUAUUUAGAGAAGAGAUACAAGCAGUACAUGAGCGAUGUUGUAAGAGCAAACCCAACUGCAGCAAUGAGAGGAGGGGAGCCUGGUACAUUUCCACUUGUGAGAGGAUUUGUCGGUCUACGCAUCCAGGGUCAAAAUGUGCAGGGCCUUACUGAUGGUGUGGUGGAGGACCGUCCUCUGUGGCCCAUGGUUUAUUAUUGCCUCCGCAGUGGGGAUCCAGCCGCUGCCUUGCACUGUCUGAGAAAGGCUGGCCGUGAUCAGGAGGAAUUUAUAUCAGCAUUGGAAGAGCACAUUCGAGAUCCUGAAAAGGCUCUCAGUGAGAAAAUACAAACAGCAAUAAACUUCCAAUACAGAAUACAAGUCAGGAAUUCUACAGACCCAUACAAGAGGGCUGUAUACUGUGUGAUAGGAUGUUGUGAUGUGAGUGACGAACACUCAGAAGUUGCCAGGACAGCUGACGACUAUCUGUGGCUGAAGCUGUCUGUUAUAAAGCCACAGUCAAAUAAUGAGUCAGACUCCUUCACAUACUCAGAUUUGCAGAAAAUGAUUUUAGAAGAGUAUGGUGAGACACAUUACCAUGCAUAUGAAAAGCCUCUUGUAUAUUUCCAAGUAUUAACAUUGACAGGACAGUUUGAGCCUGCUAUUGAAUUCUUAUCAAGAAUACCAAGGUAUCAGGUGCAUGGUGUCCAUAUGGCUCUAGCACUGCACGACACGUAUAUGUUAGGAACUCCGAGAAACGUGCAGGCGCCUCUAUUGUCAGUUGACACAGAUGACCCAGUGCCACUGCGUAGAUUAAAUUUAGCAAGAUUAAUAUUGCUGUAUGUGAGAAAGUUUGAGCUCACUGACACUUCUGAUGCACUCCACUAUUACUUUUUCUUAAGAAAUCUAAAGGAUCCCAGCGGUAAAAACCUAUUCAUGUGUUGCUGCACGGACUUGGCACUGGAAUGCCGAGACUACGACCUUCUGUUUGGAAAGCUGGACCCAGUGACGUGCACACGCAGUGCCGGCUUAUUAGAUCAGUUUAACAACACCAGUAUAGAUAGUAAGGUUAUCGCAUUAAACGUCGCCGAGCAGCUAGUCAAUCGCGGACUUUUUGAAGAUGCCAUUACAGUGUAUGACAUAGCAGGGAACAUGGAGAAGGUGUUGGAGUUGUUCUGCGUGCUGCUAGCGCAAGUCGUGGGAGGCGGCGGCGCGGGGGGCGUGGCAGGGGAGGGCGGUCUACGCGCGCGGCUGGGCGCGCUGGCGGACCACGUUUCGCGCCGCCUGCGCACCGACACGCUCGCCGACCCGCCGCAGGCGCUGCUCGACGCCUACAACAAACUCUGCAAACUGAUGACCUUCUUCGACCACUGUCAAUCAGACAACUAUGACGCCGCACUAGAGACUCUGCGCGAGUGCGAGCUGGUGCCAUUGCGAGCAGAGGAGGUGGAGGCGCGUGUGGCGGGCGCGCGAGCGGCCCGGGGCGAGCUGCUGCGUGCAUUGCCAGCCGUGCUGCGCGCACUGUGCCAGUUGAUGCUGCGUCAGCGGCAACGAUUACGAGCUCAGCACCCCACGCCCGCCGCCGCACAACACGUCGCUAAGCAAGUGGAAUGGCUACGAGAGCAAGCGGACGUGUUGAACACGUUCGCGGGCAAUAUUGCGUAUAGAAUGCCCGGCGACACCUACAGUCAGUUGGCUCAGAUGCAAAUCCUACUACAUUGAUUUUACUUUAAUUUUACUACUGAUAUUAUUACAUAUUUUUC